UCCCUUCCCCAUCGCCUCUCGCCUAUCUUUCAUUCCUUUCCCCCCUCACUGUGUGUCUGUCUAUGUGAGAGUCUCCGUCGACGCUGUCUUCAAUGGAUCCCAUCGAGCCCGUCAACGGCUCGCUCGAUCCCCACGAAGGCCAGCCCCCGUCCGCCCCCCAGCCGACGUCAUACCCCCGACAACGUGCGGCGUCGCUGCGUUCCCGCCGUCCCUCCAUUCGCCUCCAACGCCUACCUUCCUUCGAACAAGCCAACUUAUCCACUCUUCGGUCCCAACCAUCGCAGCAAAAUGGUGACAGCUCUAGCAGAGCUGCUGGAUCCACCCUUGCUCCUCUUCCUUCCAUUCCUGCGGCAUCAACCGAGGACGAAGCAUGGCAGGGCAAUCGCCGCCGCAGCAACUCCGAACCCCGACCUGGGCGAUGGUCUGCGCCCAACCCGGCUGCUUUCACACGCUUGACGACUGGCGACCAGAUGCACCCGGUAAAGGAGGAGGUAUCACACCAGAGCCCGAUCGUCGCCACGGAGUCAAGUCAACCACUCGCAGAAGAUGUCCCGCCGCGUCCUGAAAUGCCGAGAAGGGGGAGUAGAAAUCCAAUGCGGUGGGCGAGUGGAGUGAGCGCGAACCGGUUCACCAGGAAUCGCGCAUCGACUGUUAGUGGAAGCGCUCCAGCCCAAACCGAUGAGAUGGGCGAUGAAUAUCGCCCUCAUAUUGUCGAUGUUCUGGAUGUGAUCGAUCCGGAAGUGUCGGCGCUAUCUACGCUCACGAACGUACAAAAUUCCUUGUUCAUUCCGAAUUUGGGACCUCUCUUGAAUCGUAACCAGACAUAUACCCUCUCGCCGCCCUCGCCAUUAAGAGAACUGGAAACAAGCGAUGAGGAACCAUCGGACGAGGCAAAGGAACCUGAAGUCCGUCCUUCUCUCGAACAUACUCUCACGUCUGUUAUAGCCGAGGCAGGCGAGCCUCGGUUUGCCGUGCUGCCUGAGGGAAGUGAUCUGGCGGGUUGGAGUCAAGAAGAAAUAGAAGAGCUUAACGAUCACGUCCGGCACAUGCUGCAUUCUCGCCGAUCAAAGUUCAAACGUUCGAUGAAGGGUUUCAGGAAAUAUGUCUCUAAGCCCCUUGGAUUCCUCGUUACCCUAUAUGCCACCCUUAUCACGCUUUUUGGGCUUGCUUGGGUACUCUUCCUCAUUGGCUGGAUCAAUGUCGGAGGCCGGCAAUCUUAUAUCAUUAAUGUCAUCGAUAACGUCCUGGUUGCCCUGUUUGCGGUCAUGGGCGACGGGCUGGCCCCGUUUCGAGCAAUCGACACCUACCACAUGAUAUUCAUCGCGCGCUACACGUUUCUGACAUGGAAAAUUCGUCGUAAACGCCAUCUCCCCGAUCUCAAGAACAAGAACGACCUUCCGUCGCGACGUGAGACAGAAGUCGAUAUUGAAUUUGGCGACACCCCCAAGGACGAAGAAUAUGAAUUUACUGUGCUCGACCCUGUGCGGCAGCAAAAGCUCAUCCACCACCAAACCAAGCUGUCCAACUCCCACACUUUCUACAAACCCCAUGAAACCUUUACCCACAACGCUUUCCCUAUGCGCCUACUCAUCGCGAUCGUUGUGCUCCUAGACUGCCACUCUCUCUUUCAGAUUGCUCUGGGCACCUGCACCUGGGCCAUCAGCUACCACGUCCGUCCCUUUGCCCUCACAACCGUUAUUCUCUGCUGCUCCAUCUGCUGCAACAUCACUGGUGGUGUGCUGAUCAUGGUCGGGGACCGCAUGACCCGCAAGAAAGACGUCGUCGAACGCCUUUUCCGCCAGCAGUUAACCGAGGAAGCAAUGAAGAAGAUCCGAAAGAAGAAGCGAAAGGAAGAGGAGCGACGCAACGCGGAGAACGGAGGUCCUUCACGCUCCCACUCGAUUUCCUCCCAGCGGCAACAACCGGAAACGAAAGAGCACCCAUGAACCAUGAACUCUCCCUCCCCUUUCCUCAAAAGCACAUUACAACUCUUCGCACGUUUCACGACGCCUACGACGAACUCUUAAGAUGCUCCAUUUCUUACUCAUCCCAACAAUGAUAUCCCGAUCGCUGUCCUACCCUGUUUUGCUUAACCAACAGGCCCUGGGACCAUGUGAUCCACCACCCUUAUAGAUCGAUUCUUUGUACUAAUAUAUACGCCAUAUACGUGUUGUAUCUAAGUUUUGCCAUGUUCGACCUUUCUAUGCUGCUUGCUUGCGGUAUCUCAGCGAUCUUAUACUAUAGUUAUUUAUAUUCUACUGAGUGUCAGACCCAGUGAUGCAUAUACACGUUGCAUUGAACUGACCAUAACUAUUACUAUCACGACUACCAAUACCAUUCUAGUCCCGUACUACGAC
Molecule: messenger RNA, 2357 nt
Organism: Aspergillus sclerotioniger CBS 115572
Lineage: Eukaryota; Fungi; Ascomycota; Eurotiomycetes; Eurotiales; Aspergillaceae
Exons: 4
Coding region: 93-1946 (617 amino acids)
Source: RefSeq, a predicted model, not a curated record